This is a messenger RNA of Cyphellophora attinorum, 1158 nucleotides long. RefSeq lists its product as uncharacterized. NCBI's taxonomy places the organism in Eukaryota, Fungi, Ascomycota, Eurotiomycetes, Chaetothyriales, Cyphellophoraceae. Gene Ontology annotation, biological process: tRNA aminoacylation for protein translation. The record is from RefSeq and is a predicted model, not a curated record. The transcript has 2 exons. Gene Ontology annotation, molecular function: ATP binding; aminoacyl-tRNA ligase activity. Bases 1 to 1158 code for a protein of 385 amino acids.
AUGAGGUGUCUCACUCUAUUGUCACUCAGCUCAGCUGUCGGUCUUGCCUUAGCGCGAAACUGCCAGAACUUGACCGUCACCGUAUCGAUCGAAGGCAGAAACGGUGUCUUCAACGUGACUGCUACGCAAAGCAACAUCGAAGUCGUCAACUUUGUGCUCGAUCAGGUGCAGCAAGGUCACAAUGGCACAGCCGAAGUACUGGAAGGCUAUGCCAACGUUGAGGGGACAUACAACUUGUCAAGCACAUAUUGCACACCAGACAGUGGACCAGGAAAGGCACUACAGGUUCUCACUCACGGUGUCGGAUUUGAUCGCAGUUAUUGGGACGCCAGCCUCAACGAGUACAACUAUUCAUACGUCAACAAAGCCAUUGAAGCCGGCUACAGCACUUUCUUCUACGACCGACUUGGUAUCGGAGAGUCAUCUAGGGCUGACCCUAUCCAGGACAUUCAGUCCAGUCUAGAGAUAGCUUCGCUUGCGGCUCUGACCAAGCUUCUCCGCUCUGGCAGCGUUCCUGGUGUACAGCAACCCUACAGCAAGGUGAUUCACGUUGGUCACUCCUACGGAUCUAUCCAAACUUAUGCACUCGUACGCGACUACCCAGAGCUGUCGGACGCCAUCAUCCUCACCGGCUUCAGUCAGAAUGGCUCCUUCAUCGCGGAUUUCGAGCUUGGCGGCAAUUUCGUCGCUGUGCAAAACUCACCGCUCGCAUCGCAGUACCCAGCAGGUUACCUCGCGGCAGGCAGCAAGUCUGGCGUGCAGAGCAACUUCUUCGCUCCAGGCGACUUCAGUCCUGAGGCUCUAGACUACGCAUACACGACCGGUCAGCCUGUCAGCCAGGGCGAGUUGCUCACGCAAGGAGGCGCUGCUGCGGGUGUCAACAAUUUCGCCGGACCAGUGUUGAUCAUCACUGGUGAAAGAGAUGUACCGUUUUGUGGUGGUGACUGCGACUUGACUGGCAACCCGAACCUGCCUAAUAUUCCGAGCUCGAGCAAAGAGAGCUUCCCGAAAGCGAGUGAGUUCGACGUGGUGAUUGUGCCUGGCGCAGGACAUGGACUCAACCUGCAGUAUUCCCACGUGUUCACGUACUCCCAGAUGUUGGAGUUCCUGGGUGCUGUUGGGAGUGGGAGUGGUGGUUGGGAGGAUGUGAGCAAAUGA